GGGACAGAGCAGAACGAAGCCCCCCACAGUCAGCUGUUUCCCAAGGAAAACUGGGUCCGACUACAGGACAACAACUAUCAGCUUGACCAUGCGUUGUUCAAAUGCCCAGACCUUGUCAUCCCUGUCAUUCUUCAAGGGCACUACAUAUGGUCGGCACUCACCAAGGCAACACCUGUCCCGGAAGUUUACCUGCAACGAUUUUGGAGUACCAUGCACACGCCCUCAAAGAAAGACAGAUCAAAGAUCCUUGCUACGUUGCACAAUAGGAGGCUGGUACUAACUCCAUCUACGCUGAGAACCACUCUGGAGCUGCCAGUGCACACAACGUAUGAUCCGCUCCCGUCACGGACUGAACUGAUCAAAGCAAUGGAGACUCUGGGCUAUGAUGCACCUCUGCCGAUGAUGUCCAAUUUUAAGCUCAUUAACCUACCUUACCCAUGGAAGACCCUAUUUGGCCUCUUCAACAAGUGCCUGUCUCCAAAGCACGUCGGCCACGACAAAUGUAACCAACAAAUUCUGCAAAUCUUCCAUGGGAUAGCUUUCAACAAAAAGUAGGACAUGGCACAACUUUUCUGGACGGAGCUGAUGGACCAAGUCAAGGCCAAAGAAAACAACAAAGCCGGUAUGACGAUCCCUUACGCUAGAUGGUUGGCUCUCAUCAUAAAUGACUACAUGUCAGAAAAUCAAGGGAUCCCAUGGCGACAAGAUGAAGAGCAGUUCGUUGCCCCAAAGGUUUAGUAUUUCAAAAGCUUCAAACACGACACUAUUGGCAUGGCUAUUCCUGACUAUCUGAUAAAUCUCGCCAAUCCAAGGAAUCCAGCAGUUGUUAGAUAUAGAGAGGAUCUCAAGAAAAUGGUCCCUAUGGUUCAGCCAAACCCAACUGGACCUACCCCGGGGACCAAACCGAGUGUCAGUAAGGGUUCAAAGAGCGCCCCAAAGCCACAGACACUAGUGGCUCGUCGGCCCCAUGAAGGAAAGUCCGAUGACUCUCUCGAGAAGAGUCGGACGGCUGAGGGCACCUCGAAGGACGCUGAGGAUUCCGUUGAUGAAUCGUCCAGUACUGCCCAGAAUAAGACUGACGAUGAGGCAUCUGGGAGCGUGGCCACCCAUAGUGAUGAAGGAUCUGAUGCUGACGGAUCUGAUAAUGACAAUGAUGAUGAUGAUGAUGAUGAUGAUGAUGAUGAUGAUGAUGAUGAUGAUGAUGAUGAUGAUGAUGAUGAUGAUGAUGAUGACGAAGUUGAGGCUACAUAUGCCAUGAUAGGCAAAUGGAAGAUGCUGGCUCAGUCUCCCAAAAAGAUUACCGCUGAAGAAGCUCAGCCUAUUCUCGCUAACCGAUCCUCCACUGUCCUCAUAAAGGAGAACGAGUCUACACAUUCUGAAAUCAGGAGAUUCAAGUCCAACUACAAUGAGGCUGAGCACAUCAUCAAAAAAUCUGACGACGCCGUCAUCCGUGAAAAAUGUGCAAAGGUCAGAAAUGACAUUUCUAAGUCAUCCAAGUCCACACAAAAGCAGCACACCGGAAAGAGCUUAUUUGACUAUGCAGAUUUGGACGUCUUUGCUGACUGCGACCCCUUCAUCAAUAUAAGCCGAGCCGAAUCCCUAAGCACAGGAGCCGAUCUUUUCGGUUCCCGAGUAGAAGUCGCAGCAUCAGGCUCAACUGCGCAUGCACCACCCUCUCCCAGUCACUCGUUAGCCUCCCAACAGGCUAACGUUUCAAAAUCACGGGAACAACCCCCCUCACUUAUUCCUUCUGAAUCUACUGAGAGAACUAGUGGCCACCAGCCCGAGGCCACAACCCCUCUUUCACACACAUCGAGUCUAAGUGUCACACUUCCAAACUUUUCAGAUUUUUCUAGGACACCUACACUUUUCACUGCACAAACACGUGCACACACCCUAAAUGCAACGACCCGAGUGCAAACAAUGACGGUCGGAAGUCCUGCUACGCAAACACUGGUUUCACCAUUAAACGCAGGCCACACAUCAGUUGUCUUCACUGAUGUUGUGACAACAGUUACCACCCUCGUAAAUGGUCACCCCACCUUUGAAGAUAUCAACGUUCUCCUGAAUCGUUUCCUGGAUUCCACCAUAAAGCCAUGGGUGCAAGGAGCAAUGACCGCUUUUGCACAGGAAUUUAGGAACACCCAAGCGGUUCAGCCUGAACAUCCUGCACCUCAACCCUCACCCGAGCCCUUACUCUCUCAUACCCAACCGUUACCUUCUCCAGUCUUAUCUACCCAAUCCACCAACCAACUUCCAGUAUCUUCACCUUCUCGGGGAACCUAGGAUACACAACAAGUGUUUACCCCUACGUCGACCACACCUUAUCCCAAUCCCUAUUCCAUACCUACCCCACAGUUAGCUGAUAUCCUUUUCCUCCACCUCUGAUCCACUGAUGAACAUAACCUUACCCCUUUUGAAAAGGAUCUAAUUGCGGUCUUCUACAAACAUAACCGCCCAUAACCGAGCACUUGUCGUGACAGUCCUCAUGGCCACAAACGUUCGCAUGAGGACCCCGACGAUUCGGGACCUCAUGAGGGGGAGAACAAGCGGCCCCGGACACUUGAGCAAGGUGCUUCUUCUAGCCACGCCCCGCAGCCAACUCAACCUUCACCUCCAACCAAUCAACAUCCACCCACCUCUAGCCAGAACCAAGCCAAACUCACUAGCACGGUCGAGCUAGUUGGAACAUCCCGAGGCUUAUCUCCAAGAGAUACUGUCCGAGGAGGGGAUGGAAGUCCUGACGGUGCUAUCUCCGAUACAUCCAUUAGGCCAGGCCAUCAGCCAGAACCCAGUUCAAAGCUGAUGACAAUGGGCAAUCAGAGGGAACCCGGUAGUGCUUCUCAAGCAAGAUCACCGCUUCAACAGCAGCAAAGAGUUCCAUUCAUUCCUCCAAACAAGGACAUCCAUGACGCGCUGGAGGAUGUGGUGAUACACGACAAGUGGCCACGGAAAUGGACAGAGUGGGAUACACUGAGAGACGAAGCAGAGACAAAGGAUAUGCAACGAAACUGAUGGCUUCGUGAACUACUGGCCAAGUGUGCUGAAGAUAUCAUACGCCUUGAUAAAGAGGAACUCAAGGAAGGGGAAGAUUACAAGAAAACUCUCAAGGAGCUUGAAUUGAUUAUCAGACAAUCAGCGGGUCAAAUGCCAACAAAGGAGAAGCCCUGAGAGAAUGUACGAAUCAAUGCCCCCUUCCAAGAGGAAAUCAGAAAGGGAAUCUGGAGACAACCAGGGAAACUCAAGGCCCUUAAUGAGCCAAAGAUCCGCAGACUUACCCACUUCAAAGGGAAAUUUGUGGGUGGACAUCUGCAUAUGCUGCACCAUAGAUCUUCUGGAAAACAAAGAGAGAUCCUUGAAAAGGACUUAAAAAGUAGCAUACAUCCGAUUUGCAGUAUUCUCGAUAUGCAUGAAGAAAAUCACCACGUGAUACAAUUCUUCAGCUACAAAGUGCAGCGCACAGACUCAAGCAAAUUCAUCUGCCAAGAGAAUGACUUCAUCAUGAUGAAAAUGGAUGACAUCUAUCACAUGUUCAUGGCCUGCAGAUAUCUUCCAAUAAAUCGCAACAGAAUCUACAAGGAAGGCUUUGAUGCAAUCAAAAGAUUUAUGCUAAGACAAGUCAGAUUCCACUCCACUCAUGAUCUGCAAAUGGCGCUCGAGAACCAUGUUCGGAAGGCAAAUCUCACAAUGCCGAUUCUAUAUGGAGCAGAGGUUAAGGAAUAUCAACCUUACCACAUCUUUAAGGAUCCGCUCUCAAUCUUAUAUCUCAACCAUAAAGAGCAAAAGCGCCUGAUGUGGGUAGAGGACAUUCACCAAUAUUGUGAUGGGACUUUAAAAGUCAUUCAACAGAAGCUGCUACCUCUCAAAGAAGAUCUUUAGCAAAGACUUGCUGAUGUUACUGAUGAAGAGUUGGAAACUUUUGACAGACUGGAAACAAUCAUGCAGCCCAUCAUCAAAUAGCUUGAUAAGAGAAGAGCACUGAGAGAGUAUGAGCAUGCGCUGAACAUAAGAAAACACUACUUCAAAGUUCAGAAAUAAAAGCAAGAUGGAACUUGAUCACAAAGGGGGAGAUUGUUGAAGAAUAAUUUAUUGUGUAUCAAGUUUGUAAAGAGUCUUGUAUUAGUAUAACCUUUAUUGCUCCUUUAUGUAUUUAUUGUUGUAUUUAUAAGAGUAGUAAAGGGUAUGGAGCCAAAGUGUCAGGCCCAUAUAUCAGGCUGAAAGCCUUUACGCAAACCUUAACAUGUGCAUAUAAAAAGGCGCAUAAGGUUUAGGUUUGCGUUAACUUUUGCAUUCGAUCUUUACAGCCUCAGGGCUUAUCAUUCUUACUGUAGAAGUUCACGGUAUAUCAAAGACGAGUUUAAGGAUCUUCUGCGUAUAUCUUUCUGCUAUUCUUAUCUUUGAGUAUCGUUACAUUGUUGUAAUCAUAUAAAUAGGGACAGACAUCUUCUGACAUUCUUCAUCAGUGGCCUGACAUCUACUGAUCUCACCCAGCAAUGUGGGCUUAACCUCGAAUCUAGCAAGGAGGAACCCACUCGUGGACACCUCCACUAGUACCCUCAAUGUUCGUAGACAUGUGAGUAAUGUUCCCGACGUAUUCUUCCUGCUUAGUGCAUCGGCCACUCCAUUGGCCUUUCCGGGAUGAUAGUCGAUGAUCAAGUCAUAGUCCUUGACCAACUCCAUCCAUCUCCUUUGUCUCAUAUUCAACUCUUUCUGAGUGAAUACAUACUUCAAGCUCUUAUGAUCAGUAUAAAUGUGACAUGUCUUCCCGUAUAGAUGCCUCCAAAUCUUCAGUGCAAACACUACCACCCCCAACUCCAGGUCAUGGGUAGGGUAGUUCACUUCAUGUUUCUUUAAUUGACUAGAAGCAUAGGCACUCACCCGACCGUUUUGCAUUUGCACACAUCCAUAUGUGUGGGUAGGGCAAGGACAGGUGCCUUGGUAAGUCGUUUCUUUAGUUCGAGGAAUCCUUCCUCACACUUGUCGUCCCAUAUGAACUUGGCCCCUUUCUUGUGAGCUUUGUUAACGGAGACGCCAACACAGAGAAGUUCUCCACAAACUUACGAUAGUAUCCCGCUAAGCCAAGGAAACUACGUAUCUCCUUCACAUUUUUGGGUCUUUCCCAAUUCAUAACGGCUUCUAUCUUGGCUUUAUCCACCGCAAUGCCCGAACCGGACACGACAUUCCAGAGAAACCCAAUCUCUUUGAGCCAAAACUCGCAUUUGGAGAACUUGGCAAAGAGUUGUUUCUCCCUUAAGCCAUUCAAGUACAAGUCUCAAAUUAUCUUCAUGCUCCUCUUCACUCUUGGAGUAUAUCAGAAUAUCGUCAAUGAAUACUAUCACAAAUUGAUCUAAGUAUUCACUGAACACACGAUUCAUCAUGUCCAUGAAUGCCGUCGGUGCGUUGGUUAGGCCGAACGACAUCACCAAAAAUUCGUAGUGACCAUAUCUAGUGCGAAAUGCACUCUUAGGUAUGUCACUCUCCUUUAUCUUCAACUGAUGAUACCCUGACCACAAAUCAACCUUCAAGAAUACUGUUGCCUCUCAAAGUUGAUCAAAUAAGUCGUCAAUUCUCGGUAAAGGAUACCUAUACUUGAUUGUGACUUUGUUCAACUGUCGGUAGUCGAUACACAUUCUUAGUGUCCCGUCCUUCUUCUUUACAAAGAGUACGGGUGCCCCCACGGUGAAUGACUGGGUCUAAGGAACCCGUUGUCCAAAAGCUCUCGAAGUUGUACCUUCAACUCUUGAAGCUCGGCUGGUGCCAUUCGAUAAGGAGGAAUCAAAAUGGGUUUGGUUCCCGGCUCAACUUUAAUUACAAACUCUAUCCCUCUAUUGGGUGGAAGCCCCUGUAAGUCCUUUGGAAAGACGUCCCACAAACUUUAAUUACACAACACGUACAUCAUUGAUGUCAACUUCUUUCUUUGUGUCGUCUACCACAUACGCGAGGUAUGCGUGGCAUCCCUUUUUUAUCAUCUUCCGUGCCCUCAUCACGGAUAUGAUAUAAGCUUGAGAUUUUCCACGAUCUCCCUCAAAGCGUAACAGGUUUCCUUCGUCAUCUUCAAGCUCCAGUACUUUGGUGUAACAAUCUACUUGGGCUUGGUGCUUCUCGAGCCAAUACAUCCCUAGGAUUGCAUCGAACUCCAACAUACCUAGAGGUACGAAAUCACAAGUCAAAGGUUGACCCGUCACUUCCACAUCACAUGAUGGAUAGUAAUGAUUCCUCUCCAUGGCAUCUCCCAAUGGUGUGGAGACUAACAAGGUUUGCGUCAUUGGCGUCAAUGGCACAUCAAGACCUUCGGCGAACGCCUCACUCACAAGUGAGCGUUGUACCCCGAUAUCGAUGAGGAUCCUCGCACUCCUACCGUUGAUCUUUAAUGUUCCUACAUUUAUACGCUAUGUAAGAUACACCUUCUAAUGUUUUUGGACCCCUUUGGAGGUUAUUACGUUUACAUUAAUGUUUGGAAUCAAACGGGGGUCCAAUCGUUGAAGAACGGAGCGGAAAAAUCGAGUUUCGGGUGAUGGGGGUCCAUGCACGGUCGUGCGUGGGGCACACACGGUCGUGCGUCCUGCGCGAACAACACCCCGGAGCUACUGCCCCUACUCACGAUCGUGCGUGGGGUUGGACGCACGAUCGUGCGUCCCUUUUUUCAGCCAGUCUUGGCCCGAUUUUCCCCGGUUUGACCCCAAUCCCUAUGACUUAUAUCAUCAAUUUAUGGACUAAACAUGGAAAAAAUAUAUCAUUUUGCAAGAUAUAAUACCUAUAACAGAAUCCGGGUUAGCUCGAGCAUCCGUUUCCGUCAUCGCAUAAACUCUAGCUUGAGUUCUUCCUUGAUUCACGGACGGCGCAUUGCUCGUGCUCGCUCCUCCUGGCCCGUACUAGCAUGAGAUGCUCCGGCCCGGUUCCUACUUGCCGUGGUUGUGCCGCUUGGUCCUGACCCCCACUUCCCACCAAGUUGAGGGCAGUUUGGCUUAAUGUGCCCUGUAUCCCAACAUUGGUAGCACCGAGGAGGGUCAAGACACUUUCCCCGUGGUUCCUGUUACAGUUCCUGCACUUAAUCACCUUUGGAGCUUGCGAGCCCGAGUUUUGUCCACCCGUGCCUCAGCUUCCUCUAGAUGGAGGUGCUGGCUAUCUAAACGAUCCUCCUCCCCCAUGGUUCCCCUUCUUAUUAGAACUUUAGGGGCCAUGGUUCUCCCACUUCCUCUUCUUCGCCUCCUCGACAUCUCUCUUCUUUCUCUCCUCCCAUUGCUUCUCUCCCUUCAGCCCUUGGGCAACCACUUGGCUGAAAGUCAUGUUGGGCAAUUGAGUUGCCCUAUCACGUAUCUCCAGGUCCAAGGCCUCCCAAAAGUGGUUCACCAUUCGGUUUUCAUCACAAGCAUACUCCGGUAUGUGGUCGGCAAGGUCCCUGAACUUGUGCUCAAGUUCUUUCACCGUCAUGUUACCCUCUUGGGUUAGAAGAGUAUAUUCCCUCACCCUGGCGUUUACAUCAAAGUCAGAGUAGUACUGGGCGAAGAAUUCCUGCCAAAAAUUCUCCCAAGUAACAGUCCCGCCAUACUUGCCCUUGGUUCCAUCCCACCACUUGGAUGACAACCCAUCAAGUAACCUCACCGCGAUUCUCAGUUUAAAAUCGGGGGUGAGUUGCAUGUCAAGGGCCGCCUCGUUCAGCCUCUUGAUCCACUGCGCGGCAACCGAGAUGUCUCCCGUUCCAUCGAACGUUUUGCACCCUAGGUCCCUCGCCUCUUUGAUGUAUUUGGAGAUCCUUAUGGUUGGACCUCCAUUAUCUCGACUUCCAUGUGCUUCCACAUGGGUCCUCGAAUCACAAUAGCUCCUACCUCUUGGAGCUCCGCCCGAAGGUUGCCUCGCACGGUGCCUUCGGCGUUCCCUCCUUUCCUCACGCUCCCGAUGAUAUUGUUGGAGCAGCGCUUCAAUUCUAGCCAAGGAGCCAUUUUCCUCCUCGUCACUCGCGUCAUCGUCAUCCCCUUCAUAAGGGGUUUCAACCGGCUCAGUUUCCGGCCGGUAGGUUGAGUCCUCAUAGGACCAAUAGGUCUCACUUUCAGUGUUGACAUGGCCAUCGCUCACGGUUUGUCGUUGGCCUCCACGGCCCCUUCCUCUUGAUCCCCUAGAGGACCCCUGGCUACCGCGCUCAGACCCACCCGGUGCACGGCCCGUCGGGUUCCUUCUAGUUAUCCUUCCAACUAGUUCCAUUUCUGAAAGAAAUUAGAAUGAGUCAUUAGACUCGUAUCGAAUGUCAAAUGACGGACAUGUACUUAAAGACAUCCUUUGGCUCAAAUCACUGUUAUACCAAUUGUUAAGGGUACCAUCUUAACAAUUAGAGACUUUGCAACUCAAGUACCAAAAGUUCUAUAAGUACAAAACUUUUAUGUUCAUGGUUUUCAAUUUCGUUUUCAAAAAGGAAUUUUGGAGCUUCAUUAUGAAGUUUACGGACUAAGUCUCUGAUACCAUUUAAAUCGUCACGCCCCGGACCUACCGGACACGUCAACAAUCCGCCGUACAGUACGAUUAGUCAACCGCAGUUCAACACAUUCAUACUAUACAAGGCGUCUAGAAUAUCAUUCACACGUAAUACAUCCAUAAACAAACAUAAUGUAAAUUAUUCUUUAAAGCAGUGGAAACAACAUUACAAGUGUUCAAGCCACACUUGGCAAACAUGGGCAUACAAGCCCCCGAAAUGUAUAUUCAGAAAAUAAUAUCCAUGAGCAUUAUUCAUAUUGUUUUCAGAACAAGAACAGAAAAAGCACGAACCAAGUCUUCUUCUCUGAAUCUUCCCGAAACAGCGGCCAGUAGUAACAACCUUCAAGUUCUACCUGAAACUGUGAGGUGGCCUCCCCCGUGAAGGGGAUGUCAGUACUUGGAAGCAUUUGAUAAGUACAAUGACAACUAUACUAAGUAUAAUCAAAGUUUCAAUCUCUGAGGCCCUCAAUCUAGAGUAUUAUUACAUUAUAUUUAAUUCGUCCAUUUAAUGUGAAUUCACCAUUUUUUAUUACGGUCUAGAGCCCAGCUCAUAAUCACCGUUAUCUACUACGGUCUAGAGCCCAACUCAUAAUCGCCGUUAUCUACUACGGUCUAGAGCCCAACUCAUAAUCGCCGUUAUCUACUACGGUCUAGAGCCCAGCUCAUAAUCACCGUUAUCUACUACGCUCUAGAGCCCAACUCAUAAUCACCGUUAUCUACUACGGUCUAGAGCCCAGCUCAUAAUCACCGCUAUCUACAUCGAUCUAGAGUCCAGCUCAUAAUCACUCUAAUCUACAUCGGUCUAGAGCCAGCUCAUAAUCAUCGAUUCUUUACAAUUCAAAUUCCUAGGAUCUAAUUCAUCCAUUUUUCAACUAACAUUUCCGACUAAUAUUUCAAUACUAGUUAUUUAAUCAUUUCAUUAUAAUUCUUCGUUCAUGUAUGAUUUGGCCUUAAUAUCAAAAUAUCACUUUUAUACUUUCAUGGCUUCUUCUCAUGGUAUAAAAGUAUAUCAUCACAAAUGAAAUUCAUGGUUGAUACAACCAUCAUACCAUCAUAUUCAUAACAUCUAAACAUACACAAUUUAUUCAUAAAUUUGUAUAUUAUGCAUACUAUACUUAUAAUCAAUAGUAAUUUCAUUUAGGCAUUAUUAACCAUUAAUAAUCCAUGCAAAUCACAUUUAUAUUCAUUUAGGAAAUCCCAUGAAAUUAACCCAAAGAUUUUAAGCAACAUAGUCGGUCAUCCUCACUUUAAGUGAGUCCUUAACGUGUUCUACGCUCCCCGAUUGAACUUUGGCUAAUUCCGGCGAACUUUGACCAACUCCGGCAGACUUUGACCAAUUCCGGCAAAACUAUGGCGAAGCUCUAAAUAUACCCAAUCAAGUUCCUAACAGGAUUUUAACAUCAUAAAACCUUAAUCAAUACAAAUAACCUCUAAAAGGUUAUUUUCCGGUGAACCGGUCGUUUUGGACUUAGAACCACCUUCCAAGCCAUUAUUCCACACUUUCAUCAUGUAGAAUAAUCCUAAAGAUUCUUCAUAUGAUAUACAUUUCAUAUGGUAGAAGAAAAAGAGAAAAAAGUUAUGAUAAGGUCAUUACCUUAAUCCUUUCACACUUUUAGUGCUUUAGCUCCUUUUCUUGAGAUUCUUUCUUGUAAGCUCUCUUCAACAAUGGAUAAGGAGGGUGGGGAGUUUCUUUGCUCUUGCUGGGUGGAGGCUGGCCUAAAUGAGGGGAGAGAGAGAUGGGGGUUCUCUUUUGUCUCAUUGAACAAAUGAGUGUGGAUGGGAUCCACCUCAUUUUUGUUUGAUGCUUUUUCCCUCAAUUCACAAUCCUUCCCCCGUGUGUUCCCAUCUUACAAGCCGGCCAACUCCUUAAUUUGAGUGGCCAAAUUCGUGGGUUGGACCCCACCCAUGUGGGAGGUCAACCCUUUUUGUCCAGAAGUGUACAAUCGGUUCUGAAAGUUGUAUUUUUUUCGGACUGUUUUAAAUAUAUUUUAUUUUAUCGGGUCAAAUAAAAUAUAUUAUGCGUUCUCGAUCGUUAAGACCUUUAGAAUGAAUAUACAUUACCCAAAUUUAAUUUAGAAGUCUCUGAAAUCCAAUUUAGGGCUUUUAUCUGUUAAAUACCAAUACCGGUAUUUGGGUCUCUUUUGACCAAUCGGUCAACUCUGGGCCUUUCCAUGGCCCAAGUGAAGUAUCCACCAUCAUAUAAAUAUUAUCUAAAUCAAGAUGAAUAAAAUAUAUGGUCUCGGGAUUAUCGGGCGGUCCCCGCUAUCGGUGUGGGCCCCACGUGCAAUUUAUUAUUCACGCGAAAGAAUUAAUAAUAAUUCACAACCUUGUAAAUUCGUUAACAAUUCUAUAGAGUUCAAUACAUUAUUUACUUAAAGGUAAAUAUAUUUGGGGACGGUGUUACAAGACGAGAUAUAAGUAUUGAUGGAACCCAUUUGUAUGAGAGGUACAAAGGGGGAAAAUGUUGAUAGUUAUGGAUGUUGACAGAAAUAACCAAUUGUUUCUUCUACCAUUUGCUAUUGUAGAUGAAGGAUCUUUUGACAGAUGGAGAUGGUUUCUUAACUGUCAUAUAGAGAAAGUAACUCAUAGCAAAAGAUUUUGUUUGAUUUCUGAUCAUCAUAAGGGAAUUAUUGUUGCAGAUAAUGAUCCCUAACCCAAGUGACAAGAACCUUGGGAUUAUCACCGAUAUUGCUUGCGACAUAUAUGCCGUAAUUUCAAUGACAAGUUUCAUAAUGAACAAUUAAAAGUGCUUGUUUAUAUAAGAGGAGGUUGACACCAAGUGCAGAAGUUUGAUGCCAUAAUGAGAGAAAUUGACAAAAUCAAUUCAUAUGCUCGUAAAUGGUUGGACAAGAUUGGUCUAUCACAAUGGUCAUUGGCUCAUGAUGGGGGGUCGACAUUAUGAAAUAAUAACUUCCAACUUAUCCGAGGUGUUUAAUAGUGUGCUAAAAGGUGCUCGGAAUUUUCCUAUCGCGACAUGUGUGCAACUAACUUUUUAUCGAUUAGUUAAUUUUUUUUUGUGAGGUGAGAUUUUAUGGGAGAUGCAAUGGCACAACGAUACUUGUAUACACCACAUGUUCUUGCAACUAUUCAAGGAUGUUGAGUGAAGGCAAACACACACGACAUUAUUUUGUAGAUAAAGCACGAGGAGUUUGUGAAGUAGAAACUGCCCCAUAUGGGGAAGGGGUGCAAAAAGGACACAAUGAACGAGUAGUCCACCUUGAUGAAAAAACAUGCAAUUGUGGAAAGUGACAAAUUUAUAAAGAUCCCUGUUCACAUGUAGUCGUGGUAUGCGGCCAAUAAUGACUGGACAUUGGUAGUGGCGGUAUUACUACACCAUUUAGAACUACACCCAAACUUGGGCGUCUCAGUUUAAUUCGACCCCUCAUGAAGAUUAUUGGCCAAAAACAAAUAUCCCUCAAUUGUUGCCAAAUCUUACUCCUAGGUGUUCCAAAAAAGGACGUCCACAAUUCACACAAUUUAGAAACUGUAACACCCCGGCCUCGCAGGACCCGAGGUAGCUACUCUAGACCAAUAGUACUGUCCUCACAAACCACCACGAGCCUUUACCGCACACUUUGUCCUCACUCAUGCGUGCCCUGAGAAACUUCCCAGGGGGUCACCCAUCCCAAGACUACUCUCGUGCAAGCACGCUUAACUUUGGAGUUCUUGGGCGAUGAGCUCCCUUAAAAGGAGAUGCACCUCUGUUGGUAUGAGUAGUACUAUUAAUCCGUUUAUAUUAAAUCUCAAGUGUUACAAUCACCUCCACUUAGGAUCGCAACGUCCUCGUUGUGCCCUUAAACCAAUCUGAAUCAAACCCCAGAAUCUUUUCCCCUGCUAGGUGUCUGCCCGAUAUCCAACGGAUCAGCACACUGUCGCAGGGUUGCUCUGAUACCAUUUGUAACACCCCGACCUCGCAGGACCCGAGGUAGCUACUCUAGACCAAUAGUACUAUCCUCACAAACCGCCACUAGCCUUUUCCGCGCACUUUGUCCUCACUCAUGCGCGCCCUGAGAAACUUCCCAGGGGGUCACCCAUCCCAAGACUACUCCCGUGCAAGCACGCUUAACUUUGGAGUUCUUGGCUAAUGAGCUCCCUUAAAAGGAGAUGCACCUUGUUGGUAUGAGUAGUACUAUUAAUCCGUUUAAAUUAAAUCUCAAGUGUUACAGAAACGAUAUGGAUACAAAAGAAGGGAAAAGUAAAACGCGGUGUGGCAUUUGUAAAGAGCCAGGUCAUGAUAGGCGGAAAUGUAAAAAGAAGACGAAAGAGAUGGGCUGACAUCCACAUACGUAUUAGGUAAACCUUAUGUUUUUGUUUUUAAAUUCCAAAAACUUCGUCCUUUCACUUCAAUUUUUAACACAUUUAUUUAAGUCAUGUUGUUCUUUUUCUAAGGAGAUGGCUAUUGGAUUGUCAACUGACUUUCUAGGAAACCAUACUACUUGUAGUGGUUGGAACCAACAAAUGUUUGACCAUUAUAUAGGAAAUUGCAAUUAUUUAUAAUGUAAAUUGCAUAUCAAUCUGUCAUAUGUAAAUAUAUGUUAUAUACUCACACAUUUUAUUUGUUUAUUUAUUUAUGUGUAGAUGGUGAGAAAAGAAAAUGACAUGAGCUUAUGAGUGUCAUCACUUGGAGCGUUUUGAGUAGAGAUGCCCAUUUUUGUAAUAUUGGAGAACUCUAUUCAAUUUUUACUAAUUUUAAUUUUUUUGGGCAAUGAAUGUAUUCAUUGCUAUGAUGAUAUCUUCAAGAUCCCAUGUAGCACGUUUCUUUGAGCCCGAAAAACUGAAAAAGCACAAAACACAAAAGUUUAAUUCGUGGAACCUGCAUAAAUAACUAGAUAUUCCAUAAUCGAACUUUACUUGGAACUAAGUUCAUUUUUUGUUAACCAAAAAGAGUUAAAAAUGAAUGAAAUUUAUAUAUCUUUACAUCAAUUUUUAUCACUAGUACAAAAAAGCCAUUUUACAUCAGCUUAUCUACCUGUGUUAUUUUAAAACCCAUGUAGAAUACUAGCACGGGGUCCUUUUUAUAAUUUUUAUAAACUUUUUUAGAUGGGUUGUUGUUAUAACCCAUGUUAAAUAGCAAAUCGGGGUACAUUUUAAAAUUUUACAAAAUAUUCUAAAUCGGUUAUAUUUGGAAUCGAUGUGAAAAGAAAAACGGGGUAAUUUUCAUAAUUAUUGAAACUUUAUUUUAGAUCGUUCAAACCAACCGAUGCGGAAGAAAUGAAACAACUCCGCUUGGGGAAUAUAAGGAAUCGAUCCUAAAUGUCUUGGUUCCCGGCUUUUAUAGCGCCCGAUUUUAGCCCAGACCAAGAGCGAUGCGAAGGAAAGAAGACAGAGAGACGGCGAGCGGCAGGAGUUCAAUACGGACGGCGGAAUCGCGACGGCUGGAGUUCAAUACGGAUGGCGAGUUCACGACGGAAAGAAGACGGAAGAGCAGUUCAGAAAUUAGAGCUUUGGACAGACUUCGAGCGGCUGGAGUUCAAGCGGAUGGCGGACGGUGUUCCAGCGAAUGACGGAUGGCGUUCUAGUGGAAGGCGGACGGCGUUCGAGCAGCGGACAUGUCAUCGUCUUCAGCAAUUUACGGUAACUCCCAAACUCUUAAAUCGUCUUCAACAAUUUAUUGUAUCUUUGCUCUUCUCUUUUUCUCGGUCAAUAUUAGAACGCAGCUGUAUACUACUCGGUAUAUUGGGUAACGUAAAGGCUGAGCAUGUAAAUAUUUGCUUCUUAAAUUAGUACAUAGCCCAUGUCACCCAUUCAUUUGAGAAGCUUUUGUAUAAAGCUCUUUGUGUCUCUUUUAACAUAAUUUAUUUAUACUUUUUUACUUUUUUCAUUGAGAAUUGCUAAAUGCAAGUAUUUCAGAUGAUAACAAGAGGCACCGAAGAGAGACCUGCAAUUGUGGCACUUGUGAUGACACAAAGAAUACUUUCAUCGCUCCUUUCUGAAGGGGAUAAGUUGUAAUCAUUCAGAACAUUCUAGUCCAAAGUUGAUGGCUAACAAUAGGCCACAUAGCUCACAGUCAUCUGAGCUCAUUGAUCUCAGUAGCGACAUUGAAGAAACCGGGGUCAUCGUGCCAACACUUGAUGGCUUGAAUGCAGCCCUGUUUCUUUUCCUUACAUGGAGUGAAACAUAUUCUGCACCAAACACAUGUUCCAUGGCAUUCUGAGCAGCGGUCAUGAGCUUGGUGGCAAUGCCGAGUUUGCGAUGGGAACGAAGGACCGCGAGUGAUGUGAUAUGUCCAUGGCACUCGGAGGUCUCCUCUUGCAUGUUAGACAGCACGUAGCCGACGAUUUUUCCGUUGUAAUCCUCCACCACGUAGAGCAGUUGUGGCCAAGAGAGUAUGUGGUAGAAGUAAUACUUCAUCUGGUAGUUCUCCAGCAAGCACAGGAGGUUAUGCCAAAUGCCCCUAUAUACCCAACUCUGAGUAACACAGUUUCAUGUCUUCUCUCAAUAUUAUCCAUAACAUUAACGGAUGUUGUGUUGAUCAUUGUCAUGCUGCAGAUUGCUUCAUACAAAGAAGUAAACACGUUUAACUGCCUAUUCCCUAUGUGAUAAACUGCUAUGCUGCUCAGUUGCGACUUUUUCUUUGUCCGUUGGUGACUCAUAUUCUUAAUUUAACUUUAACUUUUAACACGUGACUUUCAAGUAAUUAAUCAAUGUAUUGUUCUGUUUCUAUGAAGAUGGUUUCUUGGAUAUCCUGUAGUAUAUCUGUUUGGCAAAGAUCAUAUUAAAGAUGCCAUAUAUAAUCUCUCCACCAAGUCCCUUUAUCUCUUCCAAAUUUUAGCCUGCAGGUUAGAUCAUGCUUUAACAAUUCUUUACAGAAGACUAGCAUUUUGUUGUUGACAUCAUCUAUCCUUGAAAGCAACGUUAACUCGAAGGCUCACUAUGUUGACCUUAACUUAUACUUUAUCCAGAAAGGGUGCGGGUAAUGAUCGAUCUCAAUCUCAAAAAGAAGAAUUAUUGAGUUUCUCUAUUCCUUAUGAACUAAGCUUGGCGGGGAGUGAUGAACCAUGGGCGUUAUGAAAGUUGUAGUCUCGAAUGCAAGUUCGAUUCGCCAAUCCGGAACCAUUCCCGUCAGAAGAGAUUGAAGAAGUACGAACUCGUUGGGCAUAAUAUUUCUUAGAAAUGACGCAAUCCAUCAACGACACAUGAAGAACGUGUUUGUUUUAAUUUUUGAGUGAUGAUGAGACUUGUAACUUUAUACAAUGUGUUAUUACUCUAGACUUGUGCAAGGAUUGUUUGAUUUUAGCUUAUUAUUAUGUACCAAGUUGUUACCCGAACUUGUUUAACAUUUGUGGAAAGAUUGAAAAAUAGCUUGUGUUAUGAUUUUAGAUGGAUCAAGUGAACAGGUGAAAAAUUGUGCUAUAGUAGUU
Molecule: messenger RNA, 15827 nt
Organism: Cuscuta europaea
Lineage: Eukaryota; Viridiplantae; Streptophyta; Magnoliopsida; Solanales; Convolvulaceae
Source: the annotation of a GenBank genome assembly